AUGGGUUGCUUACUGAGUAUCGACGAAAAAGCAGCCGUAGAAAGAUCAAAACGGAUUGAUGCUUCCCUCAAAAGUGAUGCCGAAAAGAUGGCAAGGAUAGCAAAGUUAUUGUUGCUUGGCGCUGGGGAGUCCGGGAAAAGCACGAUACUGAAGCAACUGAAAAUAAUUCAUCAGUCUAACUAUACGAAGGAGGAAUGUUUGCUUUACAAGCCUGUCGUAUACAGUAACACAGUUCAGAGUAUGAUAGCCAUUAUAAGAGCUAUGGGACAUCUGUACAUAAAGUUCGAAGAUGAAGGCAGAAUUGAUGACGCACGACUUUUAUUUUCAUGUGCUCAUGAAGCUGAAGAAGGUUAUUUAUCUACAGAAGUGUAUACAGCUCUUCGUCAGCUCUGGAAUGAUGGGGGCGUUCAACAGUGCUUUCAACGUUCAAGAGAAUAUCAGUUAAAUGACUCGGCACCUUACUUUUUUAAUUCCCUUGAUCGACUGGCUAAAUAUGAUUACGUACCAACCGACCAAGAUGUAUUAAGGACACGGGUCAAAACUACUGGUAUUCAAGAAACGCAAUUUAGUUACAGAAAAAUUGAAUUUAGACUAGUGGAUGUGGGGGGUCAGAGGUCAGAACGAAAAAAAUGGAUUCACUGCUUUCAAGAUGUAACCGCAAUCAUAUUUGUUGUUGCUUUGAGUGAAUACGAUCUUGGUUUAGCUGAAGACCAAACAACUAAUCGAAUGAUUGAGUCAAUGAAAUUAUUUGAUUCUAUAUGCAAUAAUAGUUGGUUCAUCGAAACUAGUAUGCUUUUAUUUCUGAAUAAACGCGAUUUAUUUCAACAAAAGAUUUCCACAUCUCCACUGACUAUAUGUUUCCCAGAGUAUACUGGGCUGAAUAAUUAUGAAGAAGCUAGUCUGUUUAUACAGCUAAAAUUUGAAGCCCUGAACAGACAAACAACGAAGGAAAUUUACACACACUUUACAUGUGCCACAGAUACUACCAAUAUACAAUUCGUAUUUGACGCUGUUACUGA
Messenger RNA from Trichobilharzia regenti, 1019 nucleotides. NCBI's taxonomy places the organism in Eukaryota, Metazoa, Platyhelminthes, Trematoda, Strigeidida, Schistosomatidae. The record is from the annotation of a GenBank genome assembly.